GCGGGCGCGCGCUGGGACCUCUGGCAGAUCGGCGUCUUGAACAGGUCUGACACCUCGUGUGCGGUUAGUUGGUGUUUGACAACUGUGAUGGUGGAGCGUGCUGUGCAAUGCCGCAAUUCAUGAGAGAUGCCGAUGAGUGUAUUCAGAAAAUGGGUUCAUUAGAAUUGCAAGAGCUCCUUUGUAAGAAGGACGACAUUAUUCGUCACUUGGAAGCCAAGCUCAAAGUUCGCGAUGACGAGAUCGUGGAGCUCAGGUCGCAACUGGAUAAAUUCCAGAGUGUUAUGCCGUACGCGACGGGCGCCUCGGCGGGAGGGGGCAAAAUGCAGGCCAGGAAGACCCGAGCCCAGGGCAUCUCCGCCGAGCCGCAGGCCAUGAAGACGGUGCAGGAGCUCAACACCCUCAGCCAAACGACGUUCCCCGAGGUCCCCAAAUCCGCCAGGUAAGGA
Molecule: messenger RNA, 446 nt
Organism: Penaeus monodon (black tiger shrimp)
Lineage: Eukaryota; Metazoa; Arthropoda; Malacostraca; Decapoda; Penaeidae
Product: cGMP-dependent protein kinase 1-like
Exons: 1
Coding region: 108-443 (111 amino acids)
Source: RefSeq, a predicted model, not a curated record